AUGGGUGACCGCUUUUUGCACAAUACCGCUGGACAGUACGGUAGAGUAUCAGCAGUGAUUGGCGUAUCAAUACUGACCAUACUAAACGGUGAAGAUCACUUGAUUGGCUUGGAGCUUUACCAUUCCUUCUCACUGACUGGAAUACACGGUGACAAAUCUAUUCACGAAAGCACGUUGGAAGGGAAAAUGGAGGAAGAAAACCUCAAAUGGAUGGGCAUCGGUGUUGCUGUUAUUGCUAUCAUUAUUACAGCAGUAUACCAUUGGAGUGAGGCAAUGUUGUACUGUCAAAGUACUGGACGUAGAGGAACCAGCGUAAAAAGAGAUGUUGUUGCGUUCAUUGGCUUAAGCAAUGGCGGUAAAACAUUAAUAUUUCAUAGGGCAAGAUAUUUACAUCUGAUUGACAUUCCCGGUAAUGACAAACUACGUUUCAACUAUAUUCGCAAUCAAGUUUCUUCACUGAAAGGCAUCGUAUUUGUUGUCGAUAGUCUCAAUAUUCAACGUGAACUACGGGAUGUCUCAAGCCUUUUAUAUGACAUAUUGGCUAAUAAAGUUGUUAUUAAGAAUAAAGUACCGGUGCUAAUUGCUUGUAACAAGCAAGAUGGCACGACCGCUAAAUCGCAGAAGGUUGUAAUCAAGUUAUUGGAACAGGAGAUGGACAAGUUACGCAUCACUCGUACCGCUGCUUUGAAAGAUGGUAAUGAUAAUUCUGAAGAGGCUGUCGAUUUUAUUGGUAAAAAAGGCAAAGACUUUGAAUUUUCACAUGUGAUGCCAGUACGUGUAACUUCAACGGAAUGCAAUGCAAAGGGAGAUAACGAAUCAGAUGCAGAUCUCACUGGUGUUAGAGAAUGGAUUAUAAAAUUAUUAUAA
Trichoplax adhaerens is the source of this 867-nucleotide messenger RNA. RefSeq lists its product as uncharacterized. NCBI's taxonomy places the organism in Eukaryota, Metazoa, Placozoa, Uniplacotomia, Trichoplacea, Trichoplacidae. Bases 1 to 867 code for a protein of 288 amino acids. The transcript is spliced from 7 exons. The record is from RefSeq and is a predicted model, not a curated record.